GUAGCUCCCAAGUCCAUGGCUUCUGCCUCCAAUUCAUCACUCUCUUCCACCACCCAUUCCCAUCCCGACGACAGACUAGAUUUAGGCUCCAUUCUGUCCAUAGUAUCCUUGGUUAAUCACCACAUUCAAUGCUUCCUCUCCGACCAUGCUGCUAGGAAGUUUCUCCAGCUCAAAUGCAACUCAAGUCUUACCAUAUCCAACCAUGGUUGCAUUGAAUUCUCCCAGCAUUCAGUCCUUUCGAACCUCUACUGGGGAACGGAGAACAUUGAGCUUGCAAUCCAAUCCAACAGCCAAGAAGAAAGGAAUUUUCGGCUCACGAAAUCCGAGAAGAUGUUACAGAUACCAGCAUUCCUAGAAGAGGAUGGUUGCACGGCUGGAAUCGAGAACCGAUACAUAGUUUGUUGCUCCUACUUCUACCUCUCAUUGGUUCGGAAGCUCAGAGGAGAUGAGUGGCAGAUGACCAUGUACUUCCUCCAGUCAGUGUUAGUCUUCCCCCGGCUGGUUAGAAAAGAGCUUGCACCGGGCUUGUGGCGAAGACUUUUUGGAUCUCUGGUGACAAUUAGAGCCACCGAGGAAGCGGCGGAUGAGGCGGCAAAGCAGCAGGGGAGAAGGUACAAGGACUGGUUGAUGUACUAUCAGGUGGUUUCAUAUGGGGAGAGUCCUCCAUGGAAGGGAUGCUUGAUGGUCGAUAACUGCAGGAGGGAAGCAGAGAACCAACAGUACACAAAUUUUGCCGGCAGGAAAUGUUUUAACUCCCUUGAACAAGUACCUACCUGGGCAAGUUUUCAGAUGGCUCAGAUGGUAUAUCCACCAAAAGAAAUAAUAGAAGUAGAAAAAGGUAAAGCCACCACAGCCAAUUCAAAGGAAUGUGAAGAUUUUAGUAAAGCCAAAAAUGUAAACUCUCUUGUGACAAUUUUGGAUAAGAGUUUUCAUGAAGAAAACAAGGAAAGCUUUGACAUGAGAUGCCUCCAAGAGAUGCUAGAAGAGUCCCAGUCAGAUUCACCAGUUUCCUUUUAUUCACAUGUUGAUUUCACAGAAGCAAGUGACUCAGAGGGUAAAGAGAGUCCAGAAAAGAUUCUGUCGACUGAUGCAGAUAUCUCAGCAUCCAAUACUGGUGAAAGGAACUACCUACCUGGUUAUUCAUAUCCUCAGUGUCCAGAGUCAUAUGCUGUUGAUUCUCCAAGCUAUUCAAUGAAUGUGGAAGUCUGCAAAGCAAAUGCAAGUUGUCUGUUCUCUAGCAGAUCACAUAGUUCACUUAACGAUUUAAAAUUUUCAAUGUUGGAUCUGAGAGAUGUGGAGACAUGUCCAUUUUCCUACUGUUCUGUAGAAGAUGGGACACCUCCAGGAAGUUCACCACCACAUGACUUAAAAUGCUUUAGCAGUUUCUCAUCCAAAUUUAAAAGGAAAUAUCACAUUUCUGAAGCGGUUCCUCAAGGAAGUUUUGCAAGGAAGAAAAUAAACUUUUCCAACAGCGAGAAAGACCGGAGUGAUGAAAGCUCAAGUUAUAGGAAAGAUAAUCACACGGAACUGCUGGAAAGAUUUGAAAAGGCAUUUUCAACUCUACAUUUCUCAGAAGGUCAAGGAAAAUGCGAAGAUGAUGAUUUGGAAGUUGCAACUAUAGGGGAAAUACUCAACACUAAGAAGAAGGUUAAAUAUAGCUCAGUAAAGCAAGAAAUCCUUGAUCAAUUACUGGACAUCAUUUCAACUUCUAAAAAGGAGAAAGUCAUUAGGGCAUCAGUAUCUAUGCUCUUACUUCUAAUAUCAGAAGACAAAGCAGUAAUAGAAGACAUUAAGAAAAAGGAUUUACAUCUGAAUUAUCUGGCCAGUGCGUUGAAGAGAAAUGUGCAAGAGGCUGCUAUUCUUAUCUAUUUGCUAAAUCCAUCACCCACAGAGAUAAAAGGUCUAGAGCUUCUACCAGCACUAGUUGAGGUUGCUUGCAACUCAAAUGGUCAGAAGGGAUCUUUGUCGCUUCCUAUAACACCAACAUCAGCAUCAAUAGCCAUGAUUGAAGUAUUAGUAACUGCCUUUGACUAUGUAACAAAUAACAUGCACUUGGGAGCUAUUAGUUCUCCUAAAAUUCUCUCUAAGCUAGUAAAUGUUGCAGUGAACAAGAAUUUAGAAGAAGGUGUGGCUUUAGCAGCAAUUCUUGUUAGGUGCAUGCGUUUGAGUGGAAAUUGCAAAAAGUUUUUGUCACAAGUCACUCCUGUGGAUCCAUUUCUCUAUCUUCUUCGAAGAAAUGAGAGACGUGCCAAAUUUGUUGCACUUGAAUAUUUCCAUGAGAUUCUUCGCAUGCCCAGGUCAUCAGCCAUUCAUUUGCUCCAUCAGAUACGACAGCACGGAAGUAUCAACAUUAUGCACACGUUAAUGGCCUGUAUCCAACAAGCUGAACUUGAAUAUCGACUAUUGGCAGCAAAUCUUCUGGUUCAAUUGGACAUGCUGGAGAAUUCAAGUGGUAAGAGUGCACUCAGAGAAGAGGCAAUUGAAAUCCUACUAGAGUCAGUCACAUCUGAAGAAAAUUGCAGCACACCGACACUAGCGGCAUCUAUUCUUUCAAACCUUGGUGGGACUUAUUCUUGGACAGGGGAACCAUAUACAGCAGCAUGGCUAGUAAAAAGGGCAGGUUUGACAUCAGUACAUCAUAGGAAUAUGAUCCAAAAAGUUGACUGGUUUGAUCCCUGUCUACAGGACACUGAAACAAAUGCAUGGAGUGCCAAGACUGCAAAAGGUGUCAUCAAAUUUGGCCAUUCCAUCUUUAAUGCUUUGGCAAGAGGAAUUCAGAGCAAGACAAAGAGUGUUUCACAUGAUUGUCUUAUAUGCAUUGCAUGGCUUGGCAGUGAAAUGGCAGUUAUGGGUCCAAAUAGCCUCAGAUAUUAUGCCUGUGAGAUUUUGUUAAGUGAAAUAGCACACUUCCUCCAUCCAGGGUCAGAGCUCGAUGAGCGAAUUCUAGCAUGUCUUUGUCUGUACAAUUACACAUCUGGUAAAGGAAAACAGAAAUUAAUGAACUUCUCAGAAGGUUUACGAGAAUCACUUAGACGUCUCUCAGGUUACACAUGGAUGGCUGAGGAAUUACUAAAAGUUACUGAUUAUUUUCUUCCCACCAAACCACGUGUGUCAUGUGUACAUACACAAAUUCUGGAAGUAGGUCAUGUCGGAAGUGGAGCUGCAACUGCUCUUAUUUUCUACAAAGGACAGCUUUGUGCUGGAUACUCAGAUGGCUCGAUUAAAGUAUGGGAUAUCAAGGGACAAAGAACAACGCUCGUAUGGGAGGUCAAGGACCACAAAAGGCCUGUAACCUCCUUUACACUUUUUGAACCAGGGGAUAGCCUUUUAAGUGGAUCCUCAGACAAAACUAUCAGGGUCUGGAAAAUGCAACAAAGGAAAUUAGAAUGUGUUGAAGUUAUAGAGAUGAAGGAUCCCAUUCAAAAAGUAGAAAGUUGUGGUGACAAAAUUCUUGCAAUUACACAAAGCCAUGGUCUCAAGGUCUGCCAUGAAUCAAGAAGCAUCCAGACCACAUGCAAAAAGCAUUAUAAAUGCCUAACAGUUGUCCAGGGCAAAGUUUACCUUGGUUGCACAGAUUCAAGUAUACAGGAGGUAGAUAUAAUGGCAGACUAUAAAACAGAGAUCAGACCUCCUACAAAAAGCUGGAGAAUGCAAAACAAACCGAUGAACUCUAUUCUGGUCUAUAAAGGAUGGGUUUACUGUGCAGGUGCUGUUGUUGAAGGAUCUAGUAUAAAGGAAUGGAGAAAGCGCCGCCAACCUCAAAUUUCAAUAACGAUGGAAAGGGGAACAAAUGUGCAAGCCAUGUCAGUAGUGGAGGACUUCAUUUACUUGAACUGCAGCUCAUCGCCAAGUAUUAUUCAGAUCUGGUUGAGAGGAAUGCAACAGAGAGCAGGUAGAUUAGCAGCAGGUAGCAAGAUAACAAGCCUCCUGACUGCAAAUGAUAUUAUCUUUUGUGGUAGCGAAAAUGGGUUGAUAAAGGGCUGGAUUCCUCUCUAAAGACAUUAGAACAAUGCACGUGGAAGAUACAGGUUGUAAAUUUUUCAAUAUAACUAGGCAGAGAGAAUGUAAAAAGGAUACGAUAUUGUGAGUCAAUUCCAUUCACAAGACAUAAAUAGAGUAAUUCAUACCAGCAAUGAUAAUGAGUUAAGUGAAAAAUAAGUUGCAAGGUUGCUUUGUUGUUGAUGAAUAAUGAGCAUGUACAUUUCUUAAGGUUCAACUAUAUGUGUAUUAGAGCUGAAAAUUGAAAAUGCAGUUGUUUUCAUGUGUAUCAAGGAUGUAUGUUGAAAUAGAAUACUUUAUUGUUGGCAA
Messenger RNA from Elaeis guineensis (African oil palm), 4308 nucleotides. Its product is annotated as putative E3 ubiquitin-protein ligase LIN-1. NCBI's taxonomy places the organism in Eukaryota, Viridiplantae, Streptophyta, Magnoliopsida, Arecales, Arecaceae. The record is from RefSeq and is a predicted model, not a curated record. Gene Ontology annotation, molecular function: protein binding.